AUGGCUAUUUUCAAAAAUUGCUAUGAACAUUUCAGGGGCAAGUUUUAAAAAUAAUACAUCCCAGCUCAAUCUCCAAAAAUGCAUUCGAAAAAAAAGGUGCUUGUUUUAGAUUUAGAUGAAACCUUGGUUCAUUGCGAGUUUAAGGAAAAUAAUAGUUUUUAGCAUGAAGCCUUACUGAAAGUAAAUCAUAAAGGACAAGAAUACAAAAUUUAUUUAAGAACUAGACCACACUUAAAUUAAUUCUUAAUUGAAGCUAGUCGAGAUUACGAAAUAAUAAUCUUUACUGCAGGUUACGAAGUUUAUUGUGAGAAAGUGUUAGCUUACAUUGACAACAAUAGAUUGAUAUCAGAUUAUUACGCUCGAGGAAGUUGCCAAUUUAUCAAUGGAGUUUGCUUCAAAGAUUUGUCAUUACUAGAUAGACCUAUGGAGGAUAUAAUUUUCAUAGAUGUAAAAUUUCCUAUAAAUAUUAGAAUAAUCCUAAUGCCUUUGAUAGAUGCCAAGAAAAUGGGUUACUCAUACCCUCCUAUCUUGAUUCAGACGACGAUGAUUGUCUUUUAAGAUUAAUUCCUUUUCUUAAAUAUUUAUCAAAGAAAAAAGAUCUGAGACCUAUUGCAUAACACCUUCAUUAAUUUGAGAAUAAUAUUGGAAAUACCUUAUUCUCAGAAAACCAAAAAUCUUUAGAAAUCUAACAAGAAGCAAUGGAUGAAGACACCUUGAGUGAAGGUAAUGUUGUAAAGAAAGAUAAUGACAUUACAGAUUUAGAUAUAAAGCACAAAAAAACCUAAACUCAUUUAGAAGUAGUUUCUAAAGUUAGUAAUAAAAUAAGAAGUGCUACUCUAUUUUCUGGAUGA
Molecule: messenger RNA, 851 nt
Organism: Paramecium octaurelia
Lineage: Eukaryota; Ciliophora; Oligohymenophorea; Peniculida; Parameciidae
Source: the annotation of a GenBank genome assembly